GUGGGGAAGCCUGCAAUGCAGAAGGGGGCCAGCCCACCGCAGCAAAUGGCCAAGGUGAAAUUUGGAGGAGGAGGGCCCAGACAGAAGCCAAGGCCUGGGAGGUGCUCAGGUCAGGUGCAGCGGGAGCUAGAGCCAGAGAGGGUUGGGACGGAGCCGGGGGCCACGGAAGCCACACGUGGGAGACAGGUACAUGCCCAUCACUGCCCCGGUCCCAGGCGCAGCAGCCCAGACACACCACCUGGGCUGCUCCCGUCUUUUCUUCCUUUUUCUGCAGCGGAAGGGUAUUCUGGAGAUGAUGGGGAUACAGAGGACGUCGUUGCAGUCCUUCAGGAGUCCGUCAGACUCCCCCUGGAAGUUCCAGCCGAUGAAGAGGUUGAGAAUAUCGUCUGGUCCUCUCAUGUAAGGCUUGCCACCGUGGUCCCUGGGAAAGAGGGGCAGCCGGCCACCGUUGAGGUGACCAACCCUCGAUACAAGGGCCGAGCGAGCUUUCCCGACCCCAGCUACUCCCUGCACAUCAGCAAUCUCAGCUGGGAGGACUCAGGGCCGUACCAGGCUCAGGUCAACCUGAGGACGUCGCAGAUCUCCAUCGUGCAGCGUUACCAUCUACGUGUGUACCGCCGGCUGUCAGAGCCUCGUGUCACCGUGAACUUUGAGAUCUCUCAGGAAGAAGGCUGUAAUAUAUCUCUGACCUGCUCUGUGGAGAAGGCAGGCCUGGACAUGACCUAUAGCUGGCUAUCCAGGGAGGAUGGAGUGGACACAGUGCACGAGAGCUCUGCCCUCAGCACAUCCUGGCGGCCUGGGGACAAUGCCCCCUCUUACACCUGCAGGGCCAGCAACCCCGUCAGCAGCAUCACUUCCCGCCCCAUCCCUGCCGGGUCCUUCUGUUCAGGUACCAGGCCCCUGGGGACAGCCCCGAGCUACUGCAGGGCUCUCAGCUACCACCGCCCUCCCUCCGUUUUUCCCAGGAGAGUACCUGGUACCCAGAACCGCACUCCUCCCCAUGGGACCUGGUCCCCUGGGCUGGGGACGGGGCCGGCGCUCCCAACUCCCAAAGGUUCUCAAGUCUCUCGCUCAGCUUGAGAUCAUUCCCUGCAUCUCAGCUCCUGACUUCUGUGAUCAGAACACACAUGUCCAGGGACCCGUGCCAAGGAACAGCAAUUGGCUGUGAACUUGAGACCCCUCUGUGGGAUCUGGGCUGGAUGUCCGCC
Lontra canadensis (Northern American river otter) is the source of this 1208-nucleotide messenger RNA. It is a transcript of the gene SLAMF9, whose product is annotated as SLAM family member 9. Lineage: Eukaryota; Metazoa; Chordata; Mammalia; Carnivora; Mustelidae. The coding region runs from base 16 to 1080 and encodes 354 amino acids. The record is from RefSeq and is a predicted model, not a curated record. Gene Ontology annotation, cellular component: external side of plasma membrane. The transcript has 2 exons. Gene Ontology annotation, biological process: T cell activation.